Messenger RNA from Rubroshorea leprosula, 2676 nucleotides. The record is from the annotation of a GenBank genome assembly. Lineage: Eukaryota; Viridiplantae; Streptophyta; Magnoliopsida; Malvales; Dipterocarpaceae.
CUCGCAGGAAGAUCGUAGUCAACAUCAUCGACGGCGACAUGGGUGUCGACGACGUUGGUGCCGGCGUCAGGGAAGAGGAUAUAGAGGGAAAUGGCAGACCACAUGUCUGAUUGUCACAGCUUUAAUUACUGUUUCCCCUGUUCUGUCUAAAAAAAUUUUGGUAAGUAGUUUAAGAGAAAUAACUAAUAACGGCUAUGGAUUCACUGCAUGUUAGGUGUCAAAAACGUGGCUUAGCUACCAUCUGCCAUUUCACCUAAUCCACAGACUCUGAAAGAUAUGAUUUUUAAGGUCGAUCCUUCUUGACAAAGAGAGGGAGAGAUUAAGGAGGAUGGCAAAGGGCAUAGCUGAAGUGGGUAUUGAAGAAAUAGCCAAAGCUGGUGGUUUGACCAGGGAGGAAGCUAAGGAAAUCCAUGGUGUUAUCAGAGAAGCGAUUGCAGUAGCAGAAGCAAAAGGGUCUGACCCAAGCGAGGUGUGGCGGGAGGUGGUGGCCAGGAGGGUGCUGAAGCCAAGGCACCCACAUCCUCUGCAUCAACUGGUGUACUACUCUGUCUAUGCUCAUUGGGAUUCCUCCAUCAAUGGCCCCCCUCUUUACUGGUUCCCUUCCCUAUAUCAAUCUAAACUUACCAACCUUGGACGUAUAAUGGAAACUCAUGGUCCAAAGCUUUUAGGGACUUCAUACAAGGACCCUAUCACGAGUUUUAACCUCUUUAGAAAAUUCUUUGUUCAGCAUCCCGAGGCUUAUUGGUCAAUUAUUCUGAAAGAGCUUUCGAUUGUGUUUCGGGAAGCUCCAAAAUGCAUUCUAGAUAUUUCUGAUAAGUCAAAACCUGGAGGAACAUGGCUCCCAGGUGCAGUUUUAAACAUUGCUGAAUGCUGUUUAUUACCCUCAAAACAUCCAAGAAAAGAGGAUGAUAGUUGUGCUGUUGUAUGGAGAGAUGAAGGGUGUGAUGAUUCUGAAGUGAACCAUAUGACAUUAAAAGAACUUCGAGAACAAGUAAUGUUGGUGGCAAAUGCACUAGAUGCAACUUUUUCGAGGGGUGAUGCAAUUGCAAUUGACAUGCCAAUGACAGUCAAUGCGGUUAUCAUAUACUUGGCUAUUGUAUUAUCUGGACUUGUAGUAGUUUCAAUAGCUGAUAGUUUUGCAGCGAAGGAAAUUGCAACACGUCUACGAGUCUCCAACGCAAAGGCUAUCUUCACUCAGGAUUUUAUACAGAGAGGAGGUCGGAAGGUUCCUUUAUACAGCCGAGUUGUAGAAGCUGCACCAUAUAAAGCUAUUGUGCUCCCUGUAAGUGGGAGUGAUGUAGGCAUCAAAUUAAGAGAACAGGAUAUAUCAUGGAGGGACUUCCUUUCCAUUGUCAACCAACAUCCAAGACCAACUUAUUACCCUCCAGUUUAUCAACCAAUAGGCGCCACAAUUAAUAUACUCUUUUCAUCUGGAACCACAGGAGAUCCAAAAGCUAUUCCAUGGACACAACGUUCCCCAAUUAGCUGCUCUUCUGAUCAGUGGGCUCAUGCCAAUGUUGGAGUUGGAGAUGUUUUCUGCUGGCCCACAAAUCUAGGAUGGGUGAUGGGACCUGUUCUAAUGUUCUCAUGCUUUUUGACUGGUGCAACUCUUGCUCUCUAUAACGGUUCUCCUCUGGACCGUGGUUUUGGAAAAUUUAUUCAGGAUGCUGGAGUGACUAUUUUGGGUACAGUUCCAAGCUUAGUGAAAACUUGGAAGAGUACACACUGUAUGGAAGGCUUGGACUGGUCAAAGAUAAAAUCCUUUCCCAGCACUGGAGAAGUUUCCAAUAUUGAUGAUGACCUCUGGCUUUCUUCAAAGUCUUACUACAGCCCCAUUAUUGAAUGUUGUGGAGGCACAGAACUUGCAUCAGCAUAUAUCCAUGGGAGUCAACUGCAGCCACAAGCUUUUGGAGCAUUCAGUAGUCCAGCAAUGACAGUUGGAUUGGUCAUUCUUGAUGAACACGGAGUUCCUUAUCCAGAUGAUGAAGCUUGUGUUGGUGAAGUGGGCUUAUUCCCGCUGUUCCUGGGAGCAACUGAAAGAUUGCUUAAUGCUGAUCAUGAGAAAGUUUACUACAAGGGAAUGCCAAUGUAUAAGGGAAUGCGCCUCAGGAGACAUGGUGAUGUCCUUAAGAGAACUGUUGGAGGCUAUCUUAUAGUCGAGGGCAGGGCUGAUGAUACUAUGAAUCUUGGAGGCAUUAAGACAAGUUCUAUUGAGAUUGAACGCAUAUGUGACCGAGCUGAUGAAGGCAUCAUGGAGACUGCUGCCAUCAGUGUAACACCACCAGAUGGUGGCCCUGAACUACUGGCAAUAUUUGCAGUUCUAAAGCAAGGAUUUGAUCACCAGCCAGAUAAGUUGAAGACAAUAUUCUCAAAAGCCAUUCAAAGGAACCUCAACCCUUUGUUCAAGGUGAGCUUUGUUAAGAUAGUCCCGGAGUUCCCCCGAACUGCUUCAAACAAAUUAUUGAGAAGAGUUUUGAGGGAUCAGGUGAAAGAAGAAAUCUCAGUUCGAAGUCGAAUUUAAUGCAACAUCAGCAGUUCCUUAAUUAAAGCUGUAUCUCUGUCUGUAAUCGAAUUUGAUGCAAAACGAAAAUGAUGGUUUUCGCUUGAAUAGUCUUGUCAUGGUAUAACACGUUCCGUAUGUUUCUUCUUGUUCAUAAAUAAUACGCAUGCAUUUAU